GUGAGUGCGAGCGUAUGCAUCAGACAAAAAAAAAACAAGAAUCGAUUUUUAAUAAUCCUUAAAUUCAGAUAUAUUCAUGAUAAAAUAACAGUAGAUUUUUAAUGCCAGUGGCUUCUAUUAUUCUCCGCCUCCACGAAAAUCAUCGUCAGCCAGCCAGCCAAAAACCCGCCUGCCUACUUGCCUGCCUCCAACGCUGUCUCUCCUUCAACCCUCCCGCUCUCCUUCUCGUCCGGGAACCAUUUCCUUACGUACUUAGUCAGUUGCUCAAGUCUGUCUGCGCCCCGAGACCUGCAUGGGAGAUAGGCAGAACGAGAGAGCGAGAGAGAGCGCGCGUCUCGCUGCCUUCGGAGUCAUCCGUUCUGCCCCGCGAGGUGGGCUUUCCUACCCCCCCCAGCCAGUCAGUAGAUAAGCGGCAUUUUGUGGAACAGCGCAGAAGUUCAUGUGCGAACUGCACGACCGCAUAUCGUCCACCUCGGCAUCUACUACAGGAGGCCGGGGUCAGACGUAGCGCUGCAUAUGGGGGUUUGGCUGGGGGAGGUUCGGGUCUGCUACGCGAGAGCUUAUUUAAUAUUAUUCUUAUUACCUACAUGCAAAUCCUGCGAGUCACGAUGCAAAAGUCUCUGGAAUCAUCGCGACUGGAGGCGCGUUCGAGGUAAGCACCUCUUCCUCCUCCUCGUCCCAUCUGCCUCCCCCCCCCCCCCUACUUCCUCCUCUGCCCUUCUCGCUCUUGCUCCUCCUCCACCACCUCUUCUUCCUCUUAGAGGAGGAGGGGAGGGGGCCUUCUACCGACCUGCAGAAUGCGACCUCUGCGGCCGUGUUACUGGACUGGUGGACGAGCUAGCGGUUAUUACGCGAACAAGAUUCCCAUUUUCCCCUUUCCUAGACAUGUAUGUACCUACACACGAUAGGUAACUGUGUGUAUGCGAGUGAGCGAGUGUGAGUAAGUGGAAGUACGCGGGUGUGUGGGUGUGUGUAUAUGCGUGUGGUGUAGCGGAGGAGGACUUUUGACACCGCAUGAAAGGAAGGUCGCCAUCAUUGGUUGUCGUCCGUGAGGGCCCUACCGGGAAACGGGUGGGAGAGAUUACCGUCGAGGAGAAUACUACGUGGGCGAGCGUAGCUGCAGAUACCCGGAAGGCAUUCCACCUCUUUCAGAUGAACGUUGACCUCCCCUUUUUGCUGUCAUGUGGUUCUUACCAGCCAGCCCUGGUAGGCAUUACGUCCGAAGGUAAAAGGUUACCCUACAGAGUCAUCCUAUCCAGACGA
Durotheca rogersii is the source of this 1263-nucleotide messenger RNA. RefSeq lists its product as uncharacterized. The transcript has a single exon. The record is from RefSeq and is a predicted model, not a curated record. Lineage: Eukaryota; Fungi; Ascomycota; Sordariomycetes; Xylariales; Xylariaceae. The coding region runs from base 102 to 656 and encodes 184 amino acids.